UGCCAUAUGGGCUAGUAAGUUGGUUAGCUUAGAUGGUAUGUUUAGCACCAUUUUCUAUAAGACCCAGUAUUAUAUAGCAACAACUUUAGCUAAAUACUGAAUCGGAAAAGUAAGACCAACAGUAAGUUAUCUUUUCGUGUAAUUUUGUAAGCGUGUGUGGCUGGUUCAUAGACGCCAGCUGAAUUAACGUUACAUACAGCUGAUUGGCUAGCUAACAAUGGCUUACGCACAGCCUCCCAAAAAGACAGGACUGCCACGAGAAGUUCUGAAGUGGCUUCAAAGCCUGGAUUUGUCAUUUUCUCCAAAGAAUAUGCGCAGGGAUUUCUCCAAUGGCUACCUUGUGGCAGAGAUGUUUUCCUGGUAUUAUCAUGAAGACUUCCCCAUGCACUCCUACAACAAUGGGACAUCACUUCCAACCAAACAGGGCAACUGGGCACAAAUAGAGAGGUUUCUAGCGAAACAGAACAUCCAUCUGCUAAAGGAAGUUCUGGACGGGACCAUCCACUGCAAACCAGGAGCAGCGGAGCUCCUAGUGCAAGAGAUUUACACCAUCUUAACUAAAAGGAGGAUCAAAGGGAAUCAGGGCAGGGAGAUUGACUUCACAGACAGGGACUACCAGGACCAACUGCCCAUGCUGGCUCGGGCCACGGCCUCCAAGGCCAUCAAGAACAACCUGCGGCUGACCGAGGUCAUAGCCGAGCCCAACAUCUCCACCAACCAGAGGAAGGUGCAGGCCAUCAUCCACAUGCACCUGGAGCAGAGGGCGACCGAGAGAGCCCAAAACCCCACAGAGCGCUUCAACGUUAAGCCCACCCUGGGAGAACUGGCCGUGAGACUGCCCCCAUCUUCUCACCACGGAGAUGACAGCUCCGAUAGCAACGCCUCAGUACAAAGUGGAACCGCAAAGUCAUGUGAACCAUCCAUCAGGAGUAAAGCCAGUGUCCAUUUCAAGGAGAUUGAGGUGCGUCAGACGGACAGACGCUCGCUGAUUGCAAAUUGAAAGGCCAGGAGAUGCAGCCAUUUGGUGUGUAUCUGUGAGAGAUGCCUCUGAUACGAUUCCUCUAAUAAAAGUACCUCUAUACCUCUA
Coregonus clupeaformis (lake whitefish) is the source of this 1087-nucleotide messenger RNA. RefSeq names its product spermatogenesis associated 4 (gene spata4). Gene Ontology annotation, molecular function: microtubule binding. Gene Ontology annotation, biological process: regulation of cytoskeleton organization. The transcript has 6 exons. Gene Ontology annotation, cellular component: axoneme. Bases 218 to 1000 code for a protein of 260 amino acids. Lineage: Eukaryota; Metazoa; Chordata; Actinopteri; Salmoniformes; Salmonidae. The record is from RefSeq and is a predicted model, not a curated record.